CAGCGUCCUGAUUUCUGAUUGGUCAGUAGAUGUUGCUCAUUCGUAAAAGCAAGCUAUGUUAUUAUCGGAAGUAAGCCAUAGGCGUAAAUGCUGCAUCGUUUUUAACGUUUUGAACGAUGGCGUAUGUUUCCAGCACAGUGCAGAAUUAAAAGCAUCAUGAGUCGCAGCAAGGAUGAAGAGAUGGACAAGUGAGAGACUCUCUCCAAACUCUGACCUCAGUUUAUGCUCAACCGGACAAAGCUGACCCUGAACUCAGCUGUGUUUCCUUCAGAUGUGACCGCUCCAUGGAGGAUGUCAUCAACUUCAAACAUCAACCUCUGUUUAACAAAAAAGUCAUUCGGUUUUCAGACCAGGAACCACAUCAAGUACCAGACCCAGAACCAUUUGAGGAACAUAGCUGUGUUAGGAGUCACAGGUCGAAGGCUGAACCACUGAGUUUUAAAUAUGGAAGCUGUCCUUCUGAAUUCAGGAUCCAGGAACAGCAGCAGCAUCAGCAGCAGCAGCAGCAGCAGCCUCAGCAGCAUCAGCAGCAGCAGCUUCCAAAUGACCUGGACUCUGUCUUCACGGUGCUUCAGCAGAAUAUCUGCAUGUUUGCCAAAAAUGAACUGAAACGGAUGCAGAAUGCUCUGUUUCUGGAUUACCCAGAAUACUGUGGUAAUCAGAGGGCGAUAGAGCAGGAGGGAGUUCUGGGCAGCUUGGAAGAGGAGCAGAGAAGGAGGAUGAGUCGAGACGCUUUCCUCAAGAUUGUCUUAGACUUCCUGAGGACCAUGAAAGAGGAGAAGCUUGCUGAGCGUCUGCAGAACAGAUCUCCUGCCAUGUGCCAGCCUACGUUCAAGUCCAACCUCAGAAGGAAGUUUCACUGGUUAUUUGAGGGUGUGGCUAAAGCAGGAAGCCCCACCCCUUUGAAUAAGAUCUUUACUGAACUUUAUAUUGCUGAGGGCGGGACAGAGGAGGUGAACAAGGAACACGAGAUCCGACAAAUUGAAAUAGCUUCAAGGAAACGAGACAGACCAGAAAGAACCGUCAGGCACGAGGAGAUCUUCAGUCCUCCGCCGGGAAGAGCAGCACCAAUCAGAACUGUGAUGACCAAGGGAGUUGCUGGUAUUGGGAAAACAGUUCUGACCCAGAAGUUCACCCUAGACUGGGCUGAAGACAAAACCAACCAAGACAUUGAGUUUACCUUUCCGUUCACCUUUAGGGAGCUAAAUGUACUGAAGGAGAAAAAGUUCAGUUUAGUGGACCUGAUCCACCAUUUCUUCACUGAAACCAGAGAAGCAGGAAUCUGCAGGUUUGAGGACUUCCAGGUGGUCUUCAUCUUUGACGGACUGGACGAGUGUCGACUCCCUCUGGACUUCCACAGCGCUGAGAUUCUGACUGAUGUCACCAAGUCCACCUCAGUGCAGGUGCUGCUGAUAAACCUCAUCAGGGGGAACCUGCUUCCAUCUGCCCGUCUUUGGAUCACCACAAGACCUGCAGCGGCCAGCCAGAUCCCUGCCAACUGUGUGGACGUGGUGACAGAGGUCAGAGGGUUCACCGACCCACAGAAGGUGGAGUACUUUUGGAAGAGGUUCACAGAUGAGGAGCAGGCCAACAGGAUCAUCACCCACAUCCAGACCUCACGGAGCCUCCACAUCAUGUGCCACAUCCCUGUUUUUUGCUGGAUCACUGCCACAGUUCUGGAGAACACAUUGAAGAGCAGAGACGGGGGAGAGUUGCCCAAGACCCUGACGGAGAUGUACAUCCACUUCCUAGUUGUUCAGUCUAAGCAGAAGAAGGUGAAGUACGAUGGAGGAGCUGAGACAGAUCCACACUGGACUCCAGAGAACAGGACCAUGACCGAAUCUCUAGGGAAACUGGCUUUUGAGCAGCUGCAGAAAGGAAACCUGAUCUUCUAUGAGUCCGAUCUGACAGAGUGUGGUAUCGAUGUCAGAGAGGCUUCCUGGUUCUCAGGAGUCUUCACAGAGGUCUUCAAAGAGGAGAAAGGACUGUACCGGGACACUGUCUUCUGCUUUGUCCAUCUGAGUGUUCAGGAGUUUCUGGCUGCUCUCUAUGUCCAUCUGACCUUCAUCACCUCUGGAGUCAAUCUUAUGUCAGAAGGACCAUCACAAGUUAAGAGGUCAAUGGCUUCCGGAGACAUACCUGACCUGAAACAUCUGCACCAGAGUGCUGUGGACCAGGCCUUAAUGAGUCCAAAUGGACACCUGGACUUGUUUCUCCGCUUCCUCCUGGGCCUUUCACUGGAGACCAAUCAGAAUCUGCUACAUGGACUGUUGAAACGUACAAAGAUCGAUUCAAAGAACUGUCAGGACACAGUUGAUUACCUUCAGGAAAGGAUCAGUGAGGACCAGACCACAGAAAGAACCAUCAACCUCUUCCACUGUCUGAAUGAACUGAACCACUCUUCUCUGGUGGAGGAGAUACAGAAGUACAUGGCGUCAGGACGUUUGUCCACUGACCAUGUGUCUCCAGCUCAGCUUUCAGCUCUUGUCUUCAUUUUACUAUCAUCAGAGAAGGACAUUGAUGUGUUCGACCUGAAGAAGUACUCUGCCUCUGAGGAGGCUUUUCUGAAGCUGCUGCCGGUGGCCAAGAACUCCAAGUCUGCAGAUCUGAGUGGCUGCAACCUGACCAGGGAAAGCUGUGAGGCUCUGUCCUCGGUUCUCAGCUCCAAGUCCUGCACUCUAAAAGAACUGGACCUGAGCAACAAUGACCUGCAGGACUCAGGGGUUGAGCUGCUUUGUGAAGGACUCAAGAGUUCCAACUGCAAACUGAGGACUUUGAGACUUUCAGGUUGUCUUCUAACUAAAGAUAGCUGCAUCUCUCUGGUCUCAGUUCUGAACUCUGAAAUGACUCAGCUGAGGAACCUGGAUCUGUGCUACAACUAUCUAGAAGAAUCAGGAGUGAAGAUGCUGUCCACCAAACUGAGGGACCCCCAGUGCCGACUUGACACUCUGAGGGUGGAGCCUGGAGGUCUUCCGUGGAUGACUCCUGGUUUCAGGAAGUAUUCCUGUGCACUCACCAUUGACGUCAACACGGUUUACCCAAAGAUCCUACUGUCAGACGACAGCAGGACUGCAACCCGUGUGGAGGAGGAGCAGCCGUACCCCGACCACGAGGACCGCUUCGACCACUGGCCUCAGCUGCUGUGUAAGGAGGCUGUUGUUGGUCGGUGUUACUGGGAGGUAGAGUGGCAAGGGAAGGUGUACGUCUCUAUUAGUUACAAAGGAGUGAGACGAAGAGGGGAUGGAGACGAGUGUGAGUUUGGGUGGAACCAGCAGUCAUGGAGCCUGAGGUGCUCUGAGGGCCACUACUACAUCUACCACAACAACAGACACACCUCCAUCUCCUCAGACUGUGUCUCCCACAGAGUGGCAGUUUACGUAGACCAACCAGGGGGGACAUUGUCCUUCUACAGGGUGUCCUUACAACAAUGGGUUCACCUCUACACUUUUAAGACCACCUUCACCGAACCUCUGUACCCAGGGUUCGCUGUGUGGUGGACUGGUUCUUCGGUGUCCCUAUGUCCACCUUCGGCUCCUGCUCCUUUGUAAAACUUAUUUAAGGCUUUUGUUUUUAUAUGUGUGUGUCAUAUGUACUGUAUGUGUAUUUUUAUAUGGAACCAUUUUAUUUUAUAUUAACUAUUUAUUGAGACUGAUCUGAUUGUAACUACAGAGUGACGUGUCAUUGUCCUUAAACACAUCUUUGUAACUGUAAACCAGAGGAUGAAGUUCACAUUCUUAAACCUUGGUUGUUGGUUGUUGUUUUUUUUUUGCUCCUUUAGUGUUUUAUUUUAAUUCUUUUUAAUUUCUUUAUUAAUUACAUUUGUAUUUAUAUUUCCUUUUUAUCUCUAUUCAUGCUAUAUUAUUGUCUUUAUUUA
Messenger RNA from Cynoglossus semilaevis (tongue sole), 3874 nucleotides. RefSeq names its product NLR family CARD domain-containing protein 3-like. The transcript is spliced from 11 exons. Gene Ontology annotation, molecular function: protein binding. The record is from RefSeq and is a predicted model, not a curated record. NCBI's taxonomy places the organism in Eukaryota, Metazoa, Chordata, Actinopteri, Pleuronectiformes, Cynoglossidae. Bases 285 to 3548 code for a protein of 1087 amino acids.